Molecule: messenger RNA, 2041 nt
Organism: Dacryopinax primogenitus
Lineage: Eukaryota; Fungi; Basidiomycota; Dacrymycetes; Dacrymycetales; Dacrymycetaceae
Product: WD40 repeat-like protein
Exons: 15
Coding region: 217-1992 (591 amino acids)
Biological process (GO): positive regulation of actin filament depolymerization; actin filament depolymerization
Cellular component (GO): cortical actin cytoskeleton
Molecular function (GO): actin filament binding
Source: RefSeq, a predicted model, not a curated record
ACUACAACGACGACGACAUAACGACGGUGGUUACACACCACGACCGUGCUUAGAUUCUUGCGCAGCGUUACCAGUCGACCGCGUUAAUCGAUACGCUGCGCGAACGACGUCGACUCCGACUGCGACCAAGUGCACAGCAUCCCGUCCCAUCUGUACGUUGAUCAAGCCCAAUCUCUACGACUAUCCCAUCUCUGUCGAGUGUCUGCAUCUUCUACAAUGUCAUUCACGCAAGGCAAGCUUUGUCCAUGCAAUCCGACUACUGAAAGAGGUGUGUCAACCAAAUUGAGCGCGACCGGCAGCAAGCUAGUUUAUACGAAUGGAUCAACUGUUGUUAUUCGCGAUCUGGCUGACCCAGCGGGUAACAGCACUUAUGCUGGCCAUAUUCAACCUGCGACUGUUGCGCGGUUCUCCCCUUCUGGAUACUACUGUGCUUCUGGGGACGUUGCUGGCAAUGUCCGAGUUUGGGACACGGUCGGUGCCGACAGAAUACUGAAGAACGAGGUCAAGACUGGGAUCAAGAUAAAUGACCUCGAGUGGGAUGGCGAGAGCAAACGCAUCAUUGCGGUGGGAGACGGGAAGAGCCGCAUGGGAAGCGUGUUCACCUUCGAUACUGGAAACUCUGCGGGCGAGAUUAUGGGUCAUUCUAAGCCAAUAAAUGCUGUCUCGAUUCGCCACCAACGACCCUUCCGAGCCGUUACUGCCUCUGAUGAUGCACAGAUCGCCUUCUUCGAAGGUGCACCCUACAAGUACAAGAAAUCGAUCAAGACCCAUACACGCUUCGUUCAGGAUGUUCGCUACGCCCCGUCGGGCGAUCUGUUCGCCAGUGGAGGGUCGGACGGCAAAGUCUUUCUUUACGAUGGGAAGACUGGAGAUGUGAUCAUAGAGUUGAAAGAAGGUGCACAUUCAGCCACAGUGAUGGCAUGUAGUUGGAGCACAGACUCUAAGUCACUCGCCACCUCAUCGACCGAUGGCACUGUGAAAUUAUGGGAUGCCGAAACCCACAAGAUUAUCAACACCUGGACAGUGGGCACGGGCAUUCACAAUCAGCAAGUUGGCAAUACCUGGGUGCAGGAGGACAUUGUCAGUCUCUCCCUCUCCGGCGAUCUAAGCGUAUUCGAUCGCAGAGAGGCGGAGAAGCCUCGGCAGAUCCUCUAUGGCGCUCAACGGCCUAUCACUGCAUUCACUGCCGCAUUAUCCGGCACCAUGUAUGCGGGCUCAUACGAUGGUCGCGUGGUGUCUUUCUCUGACAAUGGGGCCGAAUCCGUUAAAGGAGACGGUCCGUCCUCCCAAGUGACCGCCUUGGCUGCUGUCGAGAAUAAGGUGAUCUCCACCAGCUUCGACGAUUGCGUAAGGGAGAUUGACCUGGGAACUGGUGCAUUUACAUUGAUGUCAGUUGGUACGAAUGGUCAGCCUAAGGAUGUCGCUUGCGACAUGGAUGGCAUUUAUGUCAUAACCAGCCGAGGUUUGGAAUGCAUCAAAGAGGGAAAAGUUCUGUCGAAAACACCCGUCGGUUCUACCCCCUCUUCCGUUGCGACUUCUGCAACCCUCAUUGCAGUUGGUGCUGAGGAUCAAAAGGUUUACCUGUUUGAGAAAGGCGCUGAUCCGAAAGAGGUGGGCAAGCUGGAGUCCAACAGGGGGAUGAUCACAGCGCUCGCGUUUUCUCCCAGUGGGCAGCUUCUAGCAGCAGGCGACUCGACCGGUCGCAUUGUGCUAUAUGACGUGGAGAACAAAGAGGUGAAGACAUCGCGAUGGACGUUCCACACCGGGCGUAUCUCGUCAAUCGCCUGGACACAGGACGGCAAACAUGCCGCAUCUGGUUCUCUAGACACGAAUAUUUAUAUCUGGAGCGUGGACAAGCCGAUGAGCAACAUCGCAAUCAAGAAUGCGGGAACUCGUGGAGUCUCCGGAGUGGCAUGGGUGAGCCCUAACAUCGUUGCAAGUGCUGGUGCGGAUGGGUGUGUAAGGACGUGGGAGAUUAAGUUCCAUGAUUGAGGAUUGUUGUGCUUUUUUGCCCUGGAAAUGAAUUGAAAUGCGAGGAUGG